Adineta steineri is the source of this 1581-nucleotide messenger RNA. The record is from the annotation of a GenBank genome assembly. Lineage: Eukaryota; Metazoa; Rotifera; Eurotatoria; Adinetida; Adinetidae.
AUGGCUGGUAGUGUGACACUGGAGAUUCCGUGGUCAAAAAUACAACCAAAUGCACAAGUUAUUAUUAAUCAUCAUGCAGCAAGAUAUGUUGGACAAGUUCUUUUGGAAUUUAAGAACGAACAACUGGGAUCAAUUGGGUUGCUCUUUGGUGUUACUGGUGCUAUAGCAAGUUGGCAUACUCCUACAUACAGUUGUGAAGAAUCAUUAGGUUAUUGUUGUCUAGUGAUGUUUCAACACUGUGCUGUUACCAAGUGUAAACGAGAAUCGAUUGCCGUAUGUCAUUGUUGUAAGGAAAAUCUAUGUUUAAGUCAUUUGGAAGAGCAUCAUGAUUCACCCAUCUCUCAACUUAAUCUGCUAGUUGAUGAGAUCGAUGCACUUGAAGCUCGAUUGGAAACAACCGACACUCAUCAAACGAUAGAACAAUGUCGUCAAAAACUUGAUAAAUGGCGUGUCGACUAUCAUAAAAUGAUCGAUCAUUUAUACGAUGAAAAAUGUCAAGAACUCGAUCAAUAUAUGACCAAGAAAAUAACAAAACAACGAGAUAAUAUUACUCUACUAAAAUCUGAAGUGAGUGAACGUAUUCGAGAACAACAAGCAACACACGAAGAUAUUAAACCAUUGAUAGAAAUUAUGCAUGAUCUCAAAACACAGAUGAAUGACAUUGAAAAUACAUGCUUACAAAUUGACAUUAAUUCUUUACCGAUCGAUAACAAUCUUAUUCGUAUCAAAGAAUGGAACAGAGAUCAAUUCGAUCUAACUACGCUUCCUCUUGCAUUUAAAAGUAUUAGUACUUUCGCAAAACAAGAUGGUGUAAAACUAGCCAGUAAUGAUAGAUUCAUGUUGAUAGGCGAAGAAAAAAUGUUGUACUUAGUGGAUAAAACAUUGAAAAUAGUUAAACAGAAAAAAUGUAAUGCAACAAUCAUCACAGAUAUGUGUUGGUCAUCGGCAUUAGAUCGUUUCAUUGUGAUAAUGAAUUGUCGUCUGUUUCUCGUUGAUGAAAGAACCAUGUCGAUUGAAUAUAUGCAUACAAAUAUAGCUCAACAGUGUAUAAAAUGCGCCUGUUUGGAUACAAAAUUAUUUUUAUUGGAAGGCCAAUGGAGAAGCAGUGACUAUGUUGGAUGUAAAAAAGGUCCGUCGAUUAUAGAAUUCAAUCUUUUACCAUUAAGACAACUUAUCAAAGAAUGGAAAUCACCGAUUACAUGCUCUGCAGAAGAAUGGAUCUAUGACAUUCAGGAGAGUAACGGUAAACUAGCUCUACUAAUUAGCGAGUCAAUGGAUUGCGUUCAGAAAAAACUUGUAACUCGUCUCGAAUUAAGAUCACCAAAUACAUUCGAUUGUCUUUGGUCUUAUCGAUUAGAUAUGGGACUUCCUAUGAGCUGUGAUCUUGGAAAAACUUGUGUCUUUGUUAAUCAUAAUGAAGUCCUUAUUAUAAUGAAUAAAAACAAUUUAGCAUUGAUUUCAACAGAUGGAUCGGUAAAGGAAACAUAUAUUUAUUAUCCACAGCCUGUAAAUAUCCAUCUAUUUGGUUCAAAUAUAUUAGCAAUUACAACUGCAACUGAAGUGAAUUUUCACGAACUAUAA